GUUCAGCAGUGGCAAACUCGGGGCAGGUAAUGACUGUUCUCAAGUGUUCCAGAGAGUAAAGAAAACUCGCCACAGAGACGUUGAAUCUAGAAACCUUCUUCAGGUAUACUCCAGGCUACGUUAAUUAAUAGUCCAAGUUAAUAACUAAUCAUUAUGAAGUACAUCUUGGUUACUGGAGGGGUAAUAUCUGGCAUUGGAAAGGGUGUCAUUGCGUCCAGCGUUGGCACCAUCCUUAAACAUUGUGGCUUACGUGUGACAUCCAUUAAAAUUGAUCCAUACAUUAACAUUGAUGCUGGGACCUUCUCUCCAUUUGAACAUGGUGAAGUUUUUGUAUUGGAUGAUGGAGGAGAAGUGGAUCUUGAUUUGGGCAAUUAUGAAAGAUUCCUGGAUGUUACUUUACACCGAGAUAACAACAUUACUACUGGCAAGAUUUAUCAGUCUGUUAUCAACAAAGAGCGUCAUGGAGAUUAUCUAGGCAAAACUGUGCAGGUUGUACCCCACAUCACCGAUGCUAUCCAGGAAUGGGUAGAAACAGUGGCACAGCGACCUGUUGAUGGAGACUUGGCGGAUCCAGAAGUAUGCAUUAUAGAGUUAGGAGGUACCAUUGGAGAUAUUGAGGGAAUGCCCUUUGUAGAGGCAUUUAGGCAGUUCCAGUUCAGAGUGAAGAGACAAAAUAUAUGUGUUGUCCAUGUGUCUCUGGUGCCUCAACCAUCAUCCACUGGUGAGCACAAGACUAAACCCACUCAGUCUAGUGUGAGGGAACUGCGUGGCCUAGGGCUAUCGCCGGACUUCAUUGUAUGCCGUUCAGAGAAGCCCAUUGAUCAAUCUGUGAAACACAAGAUUUCAAACUUCUGUCAUGUUUCACCAGAAAAGGUUAUAUGUCUGCAUGAUGCACAGAGCAUUUAUGAAGUUCCGCUAAUGUUAGAAGAGCAACACGUGUCACAUCUUCUUAGUGAUCAUCUUGGCUUAAACCUUGAUAGUCAUCGGCCAAGAAAUUUCAUGAAAAAAUGGCGUGAUCUGUCAACAAAGCAGGAACACUUACGCAGUGUGGUCACCAUUGCUCUUGUGGGCAAGUACACUCAGCUUCAAGACUCCUAUGCAUCAGUGAUCAAAGCCUUGCAACAUGCUGCCCUUGCGUGCAGUCGCAAAUUGGACUUGAAGUGCUUGGAGGCAGAAGAUUUAGAGGAAGAAACAAAAACUGCUAAGCCUGUCAAAUAUUAUGAGGCUUGGCAGAAUGUCUGCAAAUGCCAUGGCAUCAUCGUUCCAGGAGGCUUUGGUCAGCGAGGAGUGGAAGGAAAGGUGGCAGUCUGUAAAUGGGCAAGAACAACCAAGAAACCUUUCCUUGGAGUGUGUCUUGGUCUGCAAGCUGCUGUCAUCGAGUUUGCUAGGAAUGUGUUAGGAUGGGCAGAUGCUAACAGUCAGGAGAUAAUCCCGGAAGGUACUCGCCAUGUAAUUAUUGAGAUGCCUGAACACAAUCCUGGGCAGCUUGGAGGCACCAUGCGAUUAGGAAAAAGACAAACCCUGUUCAAAACCCACGAGUCAAAGCUGCGGCAGCUCUAUGGCAAUGUGGAUUAUGUCGAGGAGAGACAUCGACACAGGUAUGAGGUAAAUCCCAAAAUGAUUAGUGAUUUCGAGGCUGCGGGACUAAAAUUUGUGGGUCAUGAUGUGGAGGGUGAGCGGAUGGAGAUUAUGGAACUUGAUGAUCAUCCAUACUAUGUAGCUUGUCAAUACCAUCCAGAAUAUCUUACCCGACCCCUAAAGCCUUCUCCGCCAUAUCUUGGACUAAUCCUGGCUUCUUGCGGCAAGUUGGAACAGUACCUGGCACGUGGCUGCCGCAUGUCACCCACAGACUCUCCAGAAUCAUCUGAUGAGGAGCUGCCAAUGCCACCUCAUCUUCUAGUCAAUCAAACUGACAAGCCCAGUAUGUCACCAGCACAGCGCACCCCACCUCCAACAUCCCCUGAUACUGCUUCCAAUCUUCCAGAAUCUUCCCUACCCACUUUCUCUUCUCCUGUGAAGAAGAACACUCUGGGGGCUGAAUCUCAGGCACUGAGCUCAAAGGAAUAAAAUAGGAUGAUAGUUAGGAAACAAUAUUAAUUAUAACUAGGUUGUACAUGUAUAUUAAAAAGAUGGCAGGUCAGUAAUUUAAGGUCAUGCUAGGUCAUCAUAUUGUGUAUUAAGUGAAGAAUAUUUUUUAUAUUAUUCAGGAUAUUAGAUAAUUUAUUAAUUGUAUUUUAAAGCUUUAUUUGUGAAGAAUUCAUGCACACACACAUUAGAUUUAGUUGUUGAUGAAAUAUGUUUGAGGUGUUAACAAAACAUUGAUUAAAGAUACUUUUAUAAAAAUUAAGGUUGCAAAAGUUGAAAGAAUGCUUGCUCUUCAAAAGUAGACCUUCAAAUAGCCUCUUUUCUUCCAGUGCUGUAUAGAAUACAGGAGAGAACAUCCAUUUUGGUGGUGUGUGGUAGCACAGUGAAUGCCUGGUCUAGAAUUAGUAAUGUGUGGUACCACAAUGAAUGCUUGGCACACAAGAAAGUGGUGUGUGGUACCAUAAUGAAUGCCAGAUACAAUAGAAAUAGUAGUGUGUGGUACCACAAUGAAUGCCUGAUACACAAGAAAUAGUGGUGUGUGUUAUCACAAUUAUUGUCUGGUACACUAAAAAUUUGUUUCAUAAGGCUACAGUCUAUCAGGGUUUCUUCCACGUGGCUUCCUUAAGGUAUUGCAAGUCUGUUUUGUACAAACCCCCUGGUUAACUGGUUAGCUGUCUUUAACAUAUUCACCUUACAUUAGACCCUUGUCAUGAAAUGUGAUGCAGGAAAUCAUUGCAUUCUCCUGCCAUUUAUAUCGUACUUACAAUAUGCAGCAAUAUUAUGGUGUAUUUGAAAUUUUAACUACAUUGUGCAUAAAAAUAACAUAAUUAAUGUUAUAUUGUAUAGAGACACAUAAAUUAACAAAAUUUUAAAUUAGAAUUGCUCUGUAAACUUUUUAAAUGGGAAAAUUGAGCAUUGUCUUGAACAUUUUAUGUGAAAUGAAAAUUUUGAUUGUGGUACUGUCCUGAGACACUAUGUAUGUAUUCAGAUAUCUAUUUUACAAUCUUAUUCCUCAUAAAGUAGUCAUUUAACUUAUUGAUCACUAUUCAUGUAUUUAAUGUUGCUGCUGGAGCUUUAUGUGCAGCUGUGUUCAAUCUCGUACUUUUUCUUGAAGGAAGUAUGAUUAUUGAAGCACUAUUUACAAUGUCAUGUCAUGGAAAAAUUGAGCUUUAUGAUAAUGCCAGUGGAUGAAUAUUUUUUAUCUCGUCAGCUAUCUCUUUCACCAAGGCAGGGUGAUCCAGAGAAGAAAACUUUUUAACAGUCAUUGAUUAAGUUGCUCUAUUACCCCUCAGCUGCAACAUCUCCCUCCCUUAAUAUUUUUUUUUGUUGAUUUAUGGUUCAAUGGAAUUCUUCAUUUUCUAGUAAAUGAUCUGUAACUUUGCUGUAAAAUUUUAGUUGGCUUUAAAAAUUUUGCAGUGGUUGCUUUUCACUUGAUAGGUCAAAGCUUUGCAGUCCUUUUUUGACCUUUUGAAUUUCAGGAGUAAGGUUUAAUUUGUUUGAAAGGAGAGCAGCUGUGCUUGACAGCUGCACUCAUUGCAGGAACUAUUAAUUCACAAAAGCUGACUACUUUCAUUCAGCUUUAUUAAAAUCAAAAUAUCUGUUUUAGUUUUAUCUUUGAAUUCUUCUGACAUAUAUAAACAACUUUUGUUAUUUCAUUGAUAAAAUUCAAAGAAAAAAAUUGUUACAUUUCAGUGAUUGUAAAGCAAGCUCUGAAAAUUCUUUUCUUAACUCAGAAUAAUGUAGUGUAAAACUAAGAAUUGUAAUGAAUUCAAAUUUGAGAGUCUGAUAUCCUGGUUAAAUGUUGUCAUACUUCUGCAGUGAUGCUGACAACACAUUGUAGAGAUAUACUAGUAAUGAUGGGGUUACAAUCAGCAGUAUGCCCUGCUUUUGUUGCCCAAAUCUCUAGCAAGGGAAUUCAUUAGCAGUGAUCACAACGAAUGUUAUUAAGGGCAAAUCCUGUCAGAAUGCUUUUCGAUAUGUAUUAAAUUGAUCGACUCCUACUUGCACAGAAUAUGGAAAAAAAUUGUUAGUAUGGGUCAUUUCAAGAAUGGUCGGAGGGAUUGGAUACAAAAGGCUUCGAGUUUUAGGGGCUUGAGCAUCAAGCAGGCUUGUGUGAGCAUGUUUAAACAGGAGUACAUGAAGGCAAGUGACAUUUAAGGGCCAUGCUGUAGGAAUGUGAGUUGAGUGACCAUUAGGAAAGGAUUCAGGAUAACCAGUUAGCCGGAAUAGCAGUGCCUGCACCCUGAGGAAGGGGUGGGGAAGUUGUGGUAUGGAGGGUAAUCUGACUGUAAUGUUACACUUCUGGAAUGACAGGGCCUAGGUGAAUGUUAGCGAUUUUUUUUUUUUUUUUUUUUUUAAGCCACCCUGCCUUGGUGGGAUAAGUCCAUUGAGUUUCAAAAAAAAAUAAUUGAACUAUUGGUUUCCAUCUUAGUCUUGCAGUGGUAUAUCAUUUUACCCAAUAAGUGAGCAAAUGAUACGGCAGAUUAAAUGAUACAUAUCCUGUCUAAAAAGUUUAAAAAGUCUGAACUCCUUUUACACCAGGAUAAAAUUCACAAACAAAAAUAAUGAACAUACAGAAUGUUGUAUACAAUUCAAUAUUUAACUCAGAUAUUUUUAAUACUGAGUGGAAAAAAAUGUUACAGGGUAAGCAAUGUUUUUCUUGGUGCUUCUGAAUUUAUGCCAUUGACUAUUUGCUUUCUUGUAUCAUUUUUGAAAAUGUAAAUUCCUAUUUUUGCAAAUCUGAAACUUGGCUGUAAUGUUCACUUGUACAUCAUACAAAUUGCAUUUUUUUAUUUGCAUAAUUCAGCAGGUACACUGAGCAUGUUUUUAAUACACUCUUGAUAUUAUUAAUUACUGUCUUGCAUAAUUUGUUGGUGUUUAAAUUAGUAAUUUAGUUAUAAGUGAUUCAGUGUUUCAAACAGUUGUGUUCAUCUGUUCUUUAAUAUGGGUUUUUGUUAGUAGAGAAAUAUUUUUUGUACCUGUAAAUAGUUUUUGUAUGAGUUAUUAUAGGAGAUUGUGUCCUUGUCUAGCAAUGUGACCUUGUCUGUGUAUGAAGUCUCUUUAUACUCAGGGGUUCUUUCUCAUACAGGACAGUAAGUUUUUGUUAAUACCAGUUGCCAAAUAGUCUCAUGUUAAUCACAUUGAUUGUUAGAGAUGUCCCUAUGUAAUUCAGUUUGAAUGGUAAAGACUUGGAGAUUCUCAGUUUUAGUGAUAAUGGCCCUUUUUGCUCUUGAAAUUGUUACACAUACAUAUUGUAUACCUUAUCUGUUCAAAGAACAGAUCCUAUAUAAUAAGGAAUUAAUAUAGUAAAGACAAUUUAAAGCUCCAUAUUUUAUUCAAAUCUUUACACUGUAUUAUUAUUUUUUAUAUUAUUAUUAUAGUUGUUAUUCUGAUUUACAUGUUUAACAUGAAAAAUAGGCUAUAAGUUAAUUUUUAUUAGUAAUAGUAAUGAUUGACAGACAAAAACUAAUAGAGAAAUGUGCCUCCCAUAAAUUAAGCAUAAAUUAAUCCAUGUUGUAUUGGGUGUGGAACUACAUUCCUUAUUGCAUCUUAUUGUUGGCAUUCCUAAGUUUUUACAUGAAGAAAAAUAAAACUAUUAUAUCCAGUCAGGCUAGAGUGCAAUUGGGUAACAUGUUUGUUCCUGGAAGAAUGGUACUACUAACUGGCUGUGGUCUAGAUAAAUAGCAUAUACAGUAUUAGUCUCAUUGUAACAUUAACAUUAUAUAACACUGAACAUAAUUGUUCUAUUUGUUGCCUUAGUUUUUCUGAAUAAUAUGUAUCCCCCAAUACCCGAGUGUAAAAAUAGUGGACAAAACAUUUUUCAUGCAUGCAGGAGUAGUUGUAAUAGUUUGCCAACUUUUACUAAUCACUUCUGUGUAUAAUAGUAUGAUUAGCAUGUCUUUCAACCCAUAUAGCCUUAGAUUCUCUGAAAACAUGGAUAUUUAUCUCAUUCUUGUGAACUGUAGUGCUGCUUUUUUCGACAUUGACACAUUAAUGAUAUACAGAAUCAUUAAGUAGACAUAUAAGACAUGUGCAACAUUUGUGUAUCUUUUGUGGAGACAUUUUUCCCAGCCAGUGACUUGAUCAGUCCAGUACAGAGAAGGAUACGGUGAUGGAAGACAUAAAUUAUAAAUUUGAGGUGAUCAGUCCCUUUGAUUUGAUAGGUGGUGAUCAGUCCAACAUCUUAAUGACAAACAAAUUAAUUUACCAGUCAUGUUUUAAGUGACCGAAAUUAGUACACAAAAGCAACCACCUCACGAUGAGCCAUAGUGCAGUUUAAAAUUAAUUAUAUUGGUAACUAUAUGUAGUAAUGUGGCUAUCCUGUGGUGGGUGUUUUCAUCGAUAUUAAUUCCAGGAUCAUUAAGUCUUGAACUGAACAUCUUUCAAGGCUGAAGAACUGCUCAGCUCUAACUACUUCAUGUCUUCCACUGACUAGAACAGAUUCAUCAAUGCUAAAGGUCUGAUCUCCUCAAAUAACUUAGUCUUCCACUGUCUUCAGUAUUAUUCUCUGUAUUGGAUAAAUAAAAAGUCAUUGGUUGGUGAAACAUCUCCACAGUAAAGUAUUGCAUGUGUCUUAUUCAUUUCUGUAUUGACUCUGAUGCCAUUUUGUUUUUAAUUUUAUUCUGAAGGAGUAAAGAUAUGCAAUGUGUAGUAAUAUGUUCAUUUUUUAGUAAUAUUCUUGCUCAAUAAAAUUGUACUUAGUAUGAAAUGGGUUUAUAUGAGGAUUUGAGAAGACAAUUGACAAACUUGCCAGUGAGUUAUAGUUGUUUUCCAUACCAUAAUGCUCAUAUUCCUUCAAGUGUCAUAUGUAUUAGUCAGAGUGGUGAGUUUGUCAUGUUUACUCUGCCUUUUCUCAUUGAGUAUAAAGGGAUGUUCGACUGUGUCGUCAUGCCUGAAAAGUGAUUUGGCACCUAAGUAAACUUGGCUAUCACCUUAAAGUUCAUUAAAUUUAUGUUAAACUGUGACCAAUUUGAUCAUAAUUUUUUGGUUGAUUAUCAAGAUAGUGACAAUUGGCAAGUUCAUUGGUUUUUCUUCUCUGUGCCUCCUUAAAAAUUUUUACACUGCAUUAAUAUGACUUUUUUUCUCAUGAUUGUUUUUAUGUAUUAAGUCCAGUCACACGAGACAUGACUGAUAUAAUUAGCUUUAAAGUAACUUGUGUAAAUCUAGGGUUAAACUGAAGCUAAAAUUGUUAAGUGAGAAAAUACUUUACUGGCUUAGAUUAGAAUAGUGAAUUGUCUCCAGUCCUGUGUUUCAUUUUCUGACACUGCCCAUAAUCUAGCUCAGCUAGAUGAGGGUAGCCACCACAGUAGUACCUGUGUUUCACCAAGUUAUAUUAAACAGUUGACCUCACAACAAUUGUUUACUUAAGCUCAGAAUUGCACAUGUCCACUACCUGAAGUGCACCACUGCACCAAGUCUACCUGAAGUGCACCACUGCACCAAGUCUACCUGAAGUGCACCACUGCACCAAGUCUACCUGAAGUGCACCACUGCACCAAGUCUACCUGAAGUGCACCACUGCACCAAGUCUACCUGAUGAGCCUCUGCCCGAGCAAAGUUUUGAUAAUCCACAAAGCAGUGCCACACCAUCUAUGAUAGAUGAAAU
Messenger RNA from Cherax quadricarinatus, 7690 nucleotides. Lineage: Eukaryota; Metazoa; Arthropoda; Malacostraca; Decapoda; Parastacidae. The record is from RefSeq and is a predicted model, not a curated record.